Molecule: messenger RNA, 3788 nt
Organism: Nezara viridula (southern green stink bug)
Lineage: Eukaryota; Metazoa; Arthropoda; Insecta; Hemiptera; Pentatomidae
Source: the annotation of a GenBank genome assembly
AGUCGAUCGAAGACGGGAAGCAACGCCCUCAAGUGACGGAAUUUUAGUUAGGGAUUGUUUUGAAUGAAUUUUUGAUAAAAAGUGAAUAUGUUGUAUUGUUUGGUUAGUGAGUGAUGUAGCUGUGAUGUCUUGAGUUAUUGUUAUGGCUGAUGUUGUUGCCUCUGGUAACUGCUUACUCCAUUUAGCCCAGAUGAAAUAGUUUUCACACUACAUCGGAGCCAUUUUGCUGACAGCGCCUACAGUGCCGAUUUCCAGCAAUUUUCGCUUUUAAUGCCCCCUGUAUUCUAAAAUUUUUAAAGUGUAGUUAUAAGAAAAUUUAAACAUUAAGAUACAUCAAAUAAGGAUAAGAUAACCAUUGGGGAAAAAUGAGUUCGAAGAAGAUACCAGUUAGACAUGGCCAAACUUUAAGAGUAAUUAAAAUGGAUAGCAACCCUGGAUCUUCUGGAGGAACAAGUGCAGGAGGAGAAACUAUUACGGAUAUUCAGAACUAUCUUGAAACUUUCAAUAAAGAGAUAGAAGGAGGAGAUUCUGCUAAUAGCCAAAUAGGGAUCAAAUUCGAAACAAGUGAAGUUUCAACUGAAGUUACAGAAGUUGAUGGUGGAGAAUCUGGUGCUUAUUACAUAGAUCAAGCUACUGGUCAGUAUUACUAUGAAUCCAGAUCUGAAGACGGUCAGAGGGUGAUGACAGUAGUACCAGGGAUUCCAGAAUCUCAUACUGUUGAAGAUCAGUUUGUUCCUAUCGACAAUCAAACUGAUGAAAAUGAAGUUACUGAAGAUGUCCAGGUUAUGGAUGAAAGUGGACAGAUGGUACUUGGUACAGGCGAUUCAUACCAAACUGUUACAAUAGUUCCCUCUGAAACAAGCACUGGAGAGGUCAGUUAUGUCUUAAUUGUCCAACAGCCAGAAGAUAAGGAAAAAGAAGAGGAUCAGGAUCUUACAGUUUAUGAUUUUGAUGACCAUGAAGAACAACAUCCAGUGAGUGGUGCGGAGUCAGGUGAUGAAGAAGAUAAAGCAAAAAUUAUAAAGAUGAUUCCGAAGAAAUCACAAACGGUAACUCAGGCCCAUAUGUGUAAUUACUGUAACUACACCAGCCCUAAAAGGUAUCUUCUUUCGAGACACAUGAAAUCUCAUUCUGAAGAAAGACCUCACAAAUGCAGUGUUUGCGAGAGAGGAUUCAAAACACUUGCGUCUUUACAAAAUCAUGUAAAUACUCAUACGGGCACUAAGCCGCACCGUUGUAAAUAUUGCCAGAGUGCCUUCACUACAUCAGGUGAAUUAGUUAGGCAUGUGCGCUACAAGCACACUCAUGAAAAACCGCAUAAGUGCUCUAUUUGUGAUUAUGCGAGUGUUGAACUCAGUAAAAUGCGAAACCACAUGAGGUGUCAUACAGGUGAACGGCCUUAUCAGUGUCCUCAUUGUACAUAUGCUAGUCCAGACACAUUUAAAUUAAAAAGACAUCUCAGAAUCCACACAGGAGAAAAGCCAUAUGAGUGUGAUAUUUGCCCUUCUCGAUUCACUCAGUCUAAUAGUCUUAAAGCUCACAAACUUAUUCAUAGUGCGGGUGACAAGCCUGUCUAUCGAUGUGAAUUGUGCCCUGCUACUUGUGGUAGAAAGACUGAUCUCCGAAUACAUGUACAGAAGUUGCAUACCUCUGAUAAACCUCUAAAAUGUAAGCGGUGUGGUAAGCAGUUUCCAGACAGAUAUACUUAUAAGGUUCACAAUAAAUCACAUGAAGGUGAAAAAUGUUGGAAGUGUGAUCUUUGUCCUUAUGCAUCAGUUUCACAAAGGCAUCUUGAAUCUCAUAUGCUCAUUCACACAGACGAGAAACCUUAUCAAUGCGAGCAGUGCGAUCAGGCUUUCAGACAAAAACAGCUGUUAAAACGACACCAAAAUCUGUACCAUAAUCCAAAUUAUGUUCCCCCUGUGCCUCGUGAAAAAACUCACGAGUGCCCGGAAUGUAACAGAGCUUUUAGACAUAAAGGAAACCUUAUAAGGCAUAUGUCAGCCCAUGAUCCUGAAUCUUCAGCGGCCGAAAAAGCUUUAGCACUGAAAAUAGGUCGACAAAAGAAGGUCCAAAUUAUUGAUGGUCAGCAAGUUGAAGUGAUGCCUGGUGAGGAUGGUGAUGAGGAAGAUGAAAUGGAAACAGAUAUUGAUGGCAAUGUUGUUGCAGUUGAAGGAUCUGAUGGACAGCAAUAUGUUGUUCUUGAAGUAAUUCAAUUACAAGAUGGUGAGGAAUGUGACCCGGAAGUAGCUGUCGUGAGUGGCUCUGAUCACGGAGGUGUUGAACAAGCUGUAGCCAUGCUUAGCGAUGAUAAUCAAUCUGAAGAAAUCCUCCCUACUAUUAGUAGAUCAUCUCAAUCCAUUGAAACAGAACGAUCACCAGGCAAAAAGUCAUCUGCAAAUCACAAAAACAGAAAUAUGGAACAGGACAUGGAUAAUUGUUUUGGAUUUGAUGACGAUGAAGAUGACAGAGAUGAAGUUGAGACUGUGAUCCCGUCCAAAGGUGAUAUCCGCAUUCUCACAACAGGUGGUCUUCACUAAGGGAAAUUAAAAGACUGUAGCUUUAGAGUACCUGCAUCAGGUAUUAUAUUUUUUAAAUAAAAACCGUUCUGUUUUUGGAAAGAAUUCCAAAGCAUCGAUCGGCUAUGAGUUCUAGUCUUUCAAAGCUUUGCAUGUGGUGUUUCACCAUGGUAAAGGUGCAAGCUAUUAAAACUCACCAAAGAUAAUUAAGAACAGAACUUGGUAAAGAAACUAAAGAUAUAAAUGAAAAUUUCAUUGAGACUCUCAUUCCAAAUUGUUUUAGCUUCAGAAUUUUAUGUUAAAUGUACAUGUACAAAAAGAGUGCAAAAGGAAGUAUAAGUUAGUUUUAAAUACUUGUCAGAGAUUGUUUAAUUUUUUGACAUUUCGAAAUUGUCUUAUAGAAACACUGUAUAUAUUUCCCCAUUACAAUUAGAUACUUAUUUGAUUUAUUUUUAGGUGUAUAAUAUUAUAUCAAUGUAUAAUGUCUAUGUAUAGUGUAUACAUAUGUAACAAAACUGUUUUAUUAUAAUCUAUAAUUUGAACAAAUUUUUCACCUUCUAAUUGUUAAGUUUAUAGUGAAGUUAAUUGUAAGUAACUAAUGCCUGUACAAAUAUAAGAUGUUUUAAUUAAAUUUCUUGGCAAAACACUUUUCUAGCAAUAUCACAAUUUAAAGAAAUAGAUUCAUUUAUUGCUAUGGAAACUACUUCAACUAGAACUUGAGGGCAUCUCUGGUUGAUGAUUAGCCAAGUUUUUUAUAUUUCCAAAUAAAUACCUAUUAUGAAUGUGUUGUAUUUCUACUGUUUCAGUAGCUCAAUAAUUUUAAUUUUACUAAAAAGGAAAGCAUGUAUUAUUGUGUCAGUGACAUAUUUGUUACUAUUUAUUGACUUUAGAUAGUUUAUUUUAAUGUAAAAAAAUUAUAACAAUUUUCUUUUAGAUGUUUCUUGCCAUCUGUUUUUAGAUAUGUAUAUAUGUGUACAGGUGACUAUUGCUGUGACUUUCUAGUUAGUUAAGAUAAAGAAAAAAAGUUUUCAAUCAAACCAAUGUCUUUAUUAUUUUUUAAAAAUUAAAUUUUAAUCACGAAAAAGCUUGAUUUUAUUUCUUAAGUUGCAAUAAUUUUCCUUAAAUGCAAACGGUAUUUUAUUUGUCUGUUAUAUUUAUUUUAUGUAAAGUUAUGUGUACGAAACAUUUACAAUUAUACUUCAUUAUGAAUUAUGUGAUUAAUUUUAUUUUGUUAUUUAUUAAUUAAAAGUGUACAUUUUAUUCUUAUUA